Messenger RNA from Mus musculus (house mouse), 2012 nucleotides. RefSeq names its product eukaryotic translation initiation factor 2B, subunit alpha (gene Eif2b1). Gene Ontology annotation, cellular component: membrane; cytosol; plasma membrane. The transcript is spliced from 9 exons. Gene Ontology annotation, molecular function: translation initiation factor activity; identical protein binding; guanyl-nucleotide exchange factor activity. The record is from RefSeq and is marked reviewed. Lineage: Eukaryota; Metazoa; Chordata; Mammalia; Rodentia; Muridae. The coding region runs from base 119 to 1036 and encodes 305 amino acids. Gene Ontology annotation, biological process: oligodendrocyte development; T cell receptor signaling pathway; positive regulation of translational initiation.
GCGCCGACGAGUGACGCCACGCACGCCGGAGACGACGGAACUGACGCGCGAGAAGGGCGACGCGCUGUCAGGCCGUGCUUUGCUGCUGGCGCCUUGCGGGAAGUCGCUCGAGGAAGCCAUGGAGGACGGUGAGUUAAUUGAAUACUUUAAGUCUCAGAUGAAAGGAGAUCCUAAAAUGGCCUCAGCUGUGGCUGCCAUCCAGACUUUGUUGGAAUUCUUGAAGAGAGAUAAAGGAGAAACACUCCAGGGCCUGAGAGCAAAUCUCACCUAUGCCAUAAAAACCCUCUGUGGUGUGGACUCCUCAGUGGCCGUGUCAUCUGGCGGGGAGCUCUUCCUUCGCUUCAUCAGCCUCACCUCCCUGGAAUACUCUGACUACUCCAAAUGUAAGAAGAUCAUGAUUGAGAGAGGAGAGCUGUUCCUGAGAAGAAUAUCCCUGUCGAGAAAUAAGAUUGCCAAUCUGUGUCAUACAUUCAUCAAAGACGGGGCGAGAAUUUUGACUCACGCCUACUCCAGAGUUGUCUUAAGAGUCCUGGAAGAAGCCGUGGCAGCCAAGAAACGGUUCAGUGUGUAUAUCACGGAGUCGCAGCCUGAUUUAUCUGGUAAGAAAAUGGCCAAAGCCCUCUCCCACCUCAACGUCCCUGUCACUGUGGUGCUGGAUGCUGCUGUCGGCUAUAUCAUGGAGAAAGCAGAUCUUGUCAUAGUUGGUGCUGAAGGAGUGGUAGAGAACGGAGGCAUUAUUAACAAGAUUGGAACCAACCAGAUGGCCGUGUGUGCCAAAGCCCAGAAUAAGCCCUUCUAUGUGGUUGCAGAAAGCUUCAAGUUCGUACGCCUCUUUCCACUCAACCAGGAGGACGUCCCAGAUAAGUUUAAGUACAAGGCAGACACUCUGAAGUCUGUGCAGACUGGGCAGGAUCUCAAAGAGGAACACCCAUGGGUGGACUACACCUCCCCAUCCCUCAUCACCCUGCUGUUUACGGACCUGGGUGUGUUGACGCCAUCUGCUGUAAGCGAUGAGCUCAUCAAGCUGUACCUAUGAGCCGAGUCGCUCCUGCCAACAUGCAGGAAGCACGCGCUGUGCAGGAUGAGCAGCCUCUCCACGCCAGCCAGCCAGGGGCUGAAACUGAAUCCAACAUCAGACGUCCUGAAGAAUCCGUGGACUUCUGCUCUGUCACAUCUGAAGCCUGUUUCCAGUUCUGGAAGCAAGCUGAGGUGCCCUUAUGGUUUUCGGAAACUCGGUCUCAGGAAGGACAACUGAGAUUACAUCUGCAGUCCUGAGGAAAGACGGCACACGAGCAGAGACCCCCUUCUCAUACCACACUCAGACGGCUGAGUACAAACCUUAUGGUGCCUCACAAGACAGCAAACACUGGCUGACUACGUCUGGCUUCGGGGCUCCCUCCCCUCAGCAGCCCAAGCCAGACAGGAGAAAUACCAAUGCAGGAGCCAUUCAUGUGCCACUGCGCACAGAAUGUUGUCUAUAGAAAAUGGGAGUUUACUUUAAACAUGGUUAGAACCCAAACAGCUUUUUAAAGUUAAAUGUGGAAACAAAUCAAUAAAUUAUAUGAACAAUUUAGAUACGGUAUUGCCUCUCUAAGUUGACAGAUCAGAAACAGUGCAAGCACAAUUAGGCAGAACCCAUUAACAAGAAAAGGCCUAGCAGCACUUCUCGGGGUAGUUCUUCCUGGUUUUAAUAAACCACCGCCAGAGCCUGUUCUGAAAUACUCUCAACCCCAAUCUGACCCCAGCCUGUGGCCCCAGAACACGGGAGGCUAAGGCAGGAGGAUCAGUCUGAAAUCAUCCUGGACUACAUAGUUGUCUUAGUUAGGGUUUCAUUCCUGUGUAGAGACACCAAGACUAAGGCAACUCUUAAUUUUUGUUUGUUUUUUCAGUCAGAGUUUCUCUUAUAGCCCUGACUGUCCUGGAACUUACUCUGUAGACCAGGCUAGCCUCAAACUCAGAGAGAUCCACCUGCCUCUGUCUCCUGAGUGCUGGGAUUAAAGAUGUGUACCAUG